ACACACACACACACACACGCACAGAAGCUCGCACAGAAGCACGCACCACCGUCGCUCCCAUGCACGGCGUCGAGUGCGACCUGCCGGCGGCCGGUCCGGCACCGGCGCCGGCCCCCCUUAAGACCCCGGUGUCGGCGGCCCUGGCCCCCGGGGACACCGGGCUCCGGCUGAGCCAGUCCUCUGGCCGGUCGAUCCCGGCGCCGGACCCGGUGGAGGGCUGCCACCCGGUGCUGGUGGCCCCGGUCCGGCUGGCCAAUCUCAAGCACCUCCCGAAGGAGUACCGGGCGGCGUUUGGCUGCGCGCCCGGGUCCUUCUCCUCGGCCCUGCGAUCGGCCACGCCCUCGGUCCUGGCGAAUCCCGGGCUGGCGGCCACGGCGCAUGCGCGUCCGGCCGGCGGGCCGGACCGGGCGGCCGCCAGCGGCGGCCCACUGCCCCUGGCCCAAGAUCCGGCCUUCAGCCCGGCCCCCCCGGGCGGCCCGGGCGGCCCCUCGCCCGGCUGCCCCUCGGCCUUCAAUGGCCGGAUGUACACCCAGGUGCCGGGCGUGUGGGCGGCCGGCACGCCGGGCCCCACGGCGGCCGGGGCCGCGGCAGCCGGCCUCCAGCCCGGCAGCUGUGUGCUCCUGCUGCAGGCCGGCCAUUCGCGCCUGGCCAUCCACACCCUCGGCGAAAGCCCCAUGUGGCGGCUGUCGCGCGAGCGCCGGCACACCACCUGCCAGUGCCCGGACUCCAGCCGGGCCCCCAUCCGGACCCGGUCGCAAACCCUGCCCGGGGCCGGGGCGUCGGCCGGCACCGAGGCCGGCUGCCCGGCGUGCGACGACCGCCUGCUCCACUGCACGGCCCUGCUGCCGAUCUACUUUGAGAACAUCUACGCGGUGACGGUGUCCGGGACCCUGCCGGCGGCCGGGCCGUCGGCCGGCGGCGGCGGCGGCGGCAGCAGCGGCGGCGGCGGCGGCGGCCCGGCCGGGUCAGCCUCCUCCUCGGCCCUUCUGUCCUUCGCCCGGCGCCGGGGGUCGGCCGAGGUGGCGGCCUCCGCGUCGGAGCCCUUCCUGCCGGGUGCCGCCGGGGCCCCGGGCGCCGAUGCCCGGGUCCUGGACAUCCAUGUGCUGGUGUCCCGGCACCAGUGUUACGAUCAGGCCCCGGACACCUUCAGCCAUCUGGCCCCGGGCAAAGAUGUCUCCCGGCGCUUUUCCUUUGUCUUUUCCACCGCGGCCGAGUGUGCCCUUUGGCAGACAGCCAUCCAGGCGGCCAUGCGCCGGGCCCCGAUGGCCACGCGCAGCCGCAUGUGCAUCGCCGGGCCGCCGUUGGCCCCGGGCCUGCCGUUCGCGCCGCCGCCCGGGCCCAAGCCCCGGGUGGCCGCCACCCCGGCGACCCUCUUCAAUGGGGCCGCGCUGCUGCCCGAGUCCCUGGCCCCGAGGCCCUUUGUGGCGCAUUUGGUCGCGGCGGCCGACGCGCCUGCCCUGGCCGGGCCCCUGGCCGAUGCCGGCCGGCCACAGGACACGGCCUUUGCCCUGGACGAGGGGCUGCUGCGCGAGCAGGCCAUCGACCCGCUCUUUGCCCAGGAUCUGUGUGACAUCUUCAACCGCCGGUACCGGCCGCCGCCGCCACGCCGCGUGCUCUGCCUGAUCAACCCCUUCGGCGGCCGGCGCAAGGCGGUGCAGAUCUUCCGCGCCGAGGUCGAGCCGAUGCUUCGCCUGGCCGGCCUGGAUGUCACAACCAUCUGCCAUCACGAGCCCUUUGACCUGAUGGCCGUGUCCACAUUGGAGAACGCCGGCCCGGCCGGUGACCGCCAGUGGGUCACCCGCUUCAGCCACCUUACCUACACGUAUGGCCUGGUGGCCGAGAUCGACCUGCUGUCGGACCAGUUCCGCGUCCUCGGGCCGGCCCGAUUCCACGCUGUGGCCAUCAUGCGGGCAUUUGUCCCACCCAGCCGGCACUAUCACCUGGCUUACCUGCCGAAGGCCGAGCCGUCGACCGGCGCCGCCGGGGCCGCUGCACAGGCGUCGCCGAGCUCGCCGGAUCGCGCGCAUCUGCGCGGCACGGCCCCCCCCUCGCGGAGUUCCUCCACGGCUGCCCUGGCGCCGGGCUCGCCGGGCGGGCCACAGCACACGCCGGGCCCGGACCCGGGGGCCGAAUCCCCCACCGAUGCCGGGGCUGCCUCGGAGCCCGGGGCAGCUGCCCGCCGGCCGGCCGGGCCCCCGGCCAUGGACAUGGCCCCGGCGGCCGACGGAUCGGCCUCCACGGUGAACCUCCCCCCGUCGGAGGCAGACCCGGGGGGCGCCGGCUCGGACCCCGAGCACCCGGGGGCAGGGGCCGACGAUGGCGGGGCCGCGCGGGCCGGAGCCGCCGGGGUGGACCACGGCCCGGCCGCUGGCCGGGGCUCCGCCACAUCGUCGGCCAUGGCGGCCACGCCGCUGGCGCUGCCGCUGGUGCCGGGGUCCCUGCUGCCGGCCGACGGGCCGCUCGAGUGCCUGGGGCACCUGCGCUCGCGCGGCUGGCGCGUCUUGCUGGACGGGCAGACGCCGGCCCGGCAGCCGGACGGCCGGCCCUCCUCCUUCGGCAUCCUGGCCUGCAAUGUCCCGUGGAUCUCGCUGACCGACUGCGUGGCCCCCUUCGCCUCGAGCCAGGACGGCAUCAUCGACCUGCUGGUGGUGCACUCGCACAACCAGCCGCCGGGGGCCGGGGACCCGGGGCACUCGCCCGUCGGCCCGGCCCCGACCGCCAGCCAGCUGGAGGCCUCCUUCGGCGACCGCGUCAACCUCCUGCAGAGCUUCGAGAGCGGGACCGCCUACCUGUCUCCCAUGGUGGAGUAUGUCCAUGCGCAGGCGCUGGUGCUGCUCCCGUGCGAGGGGGAGACCGAGCGCGGCGCGCUGGCCGCCAUCGACGGCGAGGGGUGCGUGUGCCGCGGUGUCACCCCCCGGGUGGGGCCGGGCGGCGGGCGGCGGGCGGCGGGCGGGCGGGCGAGGGUGCGACACUCCCGGGAGGACUAA
Messenger RNA from Fonticula alba, 2987 nucleotides. RefSeq lists its product as hypothetical. The coding region runs from base 60 to 2987 and encodes 975 amino acids. Gene Ontology annotation, biological process: sphingosine biosynthetic process. Gene Ontology annotation, molecular function: kinase activity. The record is from RefSeq and is a predicted model, not a curated record. Gene Ontology annotation, cellular component: membrane; cytoplasm; intracellular membrane-bounded organelle. The transcript has 6 exons. Lineage: Eukaryota; Rotosphaerida; Fonticulaceae.